AUGGGCCACCAAAGAAGAAUACGAAAAUACGUCGAAGCCUUUAGGGACGAGUCAGCCCCCGCACUUUCGGAGGGUAGCUCUCCCAGCUCACAGUCUGACCAGUUCCCAUUCUUGACACAAUUUAUACAUCGCGCUGAACAAAGUCAAGCAGACCUUUGGACACGCGAUCUGGAGCUCAUGCAUCACUGGACCACCGAAGCCUUCGAGGCCCUAUCACAACGGGACGACAUGCGACAACUAUGGAGAGUAGACGCGCCUGAGCAUGCCUUUCAGCACACGUUCUUCGUGCAUGAGCUACUGGCUUUUGCAGCACUACAUAAAGCGUACAAGUUGCCCGAGCAGAGGGCCCAAUACUAUGCAUAUGGAAUCCACCACCAGGAUAUGAGUAUUCGAGGCGUAAGAGAAAAGCUCUUGAAUGUCACAUCACACGAAGCGGCCGCACUCGUUGCAACAUCAACGCUUUUGACGCUGAGUGUAUUCGCUUCCACAGGAUUUGAGCUCAACCAUCCAGAAAUCCCGAGUUCCCAAGGCCCCAUCGAAGGCAUCUUGAACAUAUUCAGUUUGAUGCAGGGCAUGGGCAACGUGCUUGCAAUGGCACGGGCCCAGGUUGUGAAUUCUUGGCUUGCACCCAUGUUACAAGAGCCUCGGGAAGCCAUUGCUUCUCAACCUAUGUUACAAGAGCUCGUCCAUCACAUCCCUCAGCUGAUCUCAUUUGUCAAAAACAAGCACGAUCUUCCCAAUGUGGAAAGAGAACUAUACCUUGGGGUCAUUGGGAACCUGGAACCUGUACUGCAGAUGGCCAUGUCACCACGUAUGGACAAUCGCGAGAUGCGCUUCCUGUUCUUUUGGCCACUGAGUCUGCAAGGAGACUUUCUUGGCUACUUUCGACAACGGCAUGCUGGAGCACUUGCAGUAGUUAUGUAUUAUUCGACAAUACUAUUCGCAUCCCAAACCCGCUACUGGUUCAUGGAGGGUUGGGGAGAGCAGCUGAUGCGAGCGUGCUACGAGGAGAUGGACCCAGAAUGGUUUCCGGCUGUCCAGUGGCCGGCCGGUUUUCUGAGCCGCGCCCCUUCAUGGAACAUCUUUAGUAGCUUCGUACAAGCACGAAAUGGUGGCCAGAUUACCCCAUUACCAACACAUAACCCUAGCCCUGGGCCGUAUGGACAGCGGACACAACUCGAAGUACCUAUCAGGCAGUAUGCUACAGGCCCGAGUUCGCAUGAGAUGCACGCAUCGUCGCAGUAUCGUACCGUACCUGAAGCACAACUUGGCCAAAGGGAUAGUGUCGCAACACAUGGGCGGCACGGACCUGAUGAAGGCACGCAAUGA
Parastagonospora nodorum SN15 is the source of this 1329-nucleotide messenger RNA. RefSeq lists its product as hypothetical. The transcript has 3 exons. NCBI's taxonomy places the organism in Eukaryota, Fungi, Ascomycota, Dothideomycetes, Pleosporales, Phaeosphaeriaceae. Gene Ontology annotation, biological process: regulation of transcription by RNA polymerase II. Gene Ontology annotation, molecular function: DNA-binding transcription activator activity, RNA polymerase II-specific. The record is from RefSeq and is a predicted model, not a curated record. Bases 1 to 1329 code for a protein of 442 amino acids.